GGAAGACGAGAUAUGCAUUAGUGUCUAUUGGAGUAAGAUACGCGAUACCCUACCUUUGACACCCAACAAUGCUUGCCAACCCGAGUCAUCACCACCGCAACCGCGAUGUCCUCGUUACCAUCAACGACCCAUUCCACGCCCUCUCCGACUCCCUCGCAAACCUGACCCUCACCACCAUCACCACCUCCCUCCCCGGACUACCCACGAGUCAGACGCAAAGUCAAAACAAACCUUCCAAACCACCACCAGAUUCACACGCACUACCCACCAACGCCAACCCCCGUUCCGAUCUCGUGACCGUCACUCCGCUCUUCCCGCCAGGCGACAACGUUAUCUUCGCGCACUCAUCCUUCUUCCGCCGCCUCUACAACCCACCAACUGGGACCCCGGAGCUCCCCACGCCGGCACAAGUCCGCGACGAGGCAGCGCGGUUGGGCCUCACCAUUACCGCUGAAGGCAGCGAUGACGACGCAAGGCUUGUCCCGUUCCCUGCGCUGGGGCUGCUCGUCAAGUUCGGUCCGGAGGAGCGGGCACUGAGGGGAAAUGAUGGGGCGAGUGCGGUCGGGGGCGGCGUGUCGGCUGCCGAGGGGAAGGCGAUGAUGCUGUUGGGUCGGGCGCUGCCGUCGCUGUUAUCAUGUGCGGGGAGUGGGAAUGGGUUGCCGGUGCCGGUGCCGCAGGUCUUCGGCUGGCGGCGGGAUGCGGGAACCGGGGAGAGGUUUGUGUAUAUGGAUAUGCCUGAGGGGGAGGUGUUGGAGGAGAGGUGGGGGUGGAUGAGUGAGGCUGAGAGGGAAGGGGUGUGUACGCAGCUCAGGGAGUUGGCGCGGGCGUGGAGGCGGUUGAGGUUCGGUGAUGUUGGAUUUGUCGGGAGCGUGGACAACGGACCGCUGCAGGAUGAGGUCUUUCGCGGGUGCAGAAUGGCCGGGGCGCUGCCGCCUGGGCCUUUCCCAACGUCAGCGGCUUUCCAUGAUUACUUUGUCUCGAUGGCGGUGACGAUGUCGCAGAGCAGACAGCUCGGUGCCAGGGUUGGGCAGCUCCGCUAUACGCCGCACCAUCUCUUCCCAAGCGAUGUGCCCGUUGUGUUUACGCACGGUGCUCUUCACCCGCGAAACAUCAUCGUCUCGGCUGGGCCAAAUCCACGAAUUGUGUCCAUCUUGGGAUGGGAACAGGCGGGGUGGUAUCCCGCCUACUGGGAACUGUGCAAGGCGCGGAGGGAGUGCUCGCGGCGAGGGGGUCGAGACGAGUGGGAGAGCAGGUAUCUGCCUGUGAUUCUGGAUGUGCAAGACUUGAGUGUAGAGAUGUGCGGCUGGAAUGUUGGCGCCUUGUGCCAGUACUGGGAUUAUUUCGUUAGUUUGAUGUGA
This is a messenger RNA of Parathielavia appendiculata, 1358 nucleotides long. RefSeq lists its product as uncharacterized. The record is from RefSeq and is a predicted model, not a curated record. Bases 69 to 1358 code for a protein of 429 amino acids. The transcript is spliced from 2 exons. Lineage: Eukaryota; Fungi; Ascomycota; Sordariomycetes; Sordariales; Chaetomiaceae.